CAACGCCCGUUUUUGCUGGACCACCCCUGGUGUAAAUGGCAGCCCCCUCGCUAGUACGUAGGCAGCCGACCGGAAAGGUUUUCUCCCCCCUAGAGAGUAGUGAUUGUAAAGGGGCGUGAAUGAGGCAAACUGUCCGACUGAGGAAGUAUAAAUGCCGCCUCGGCCCUCAUUCUUCAUGUUGCGUAGUAUGCCACGUUAGUCCCAGGCUCCGGAUCAACGCAAUCGCCACCUCACCAUCCUCGUAAUCUCUAAAAGUUGUUGCCUCGUGUCUCAAAAACUGCGGCCUUUAAUUGCCCAUCGCCCAACACUCCCAUAUUUCCAACCGAACCAUCCUCCACCAAAAAAAUCACCCUCCAAAAUGUUCAGCACCAAACGCCCAGACUCUGUCUCCAGAAGCUUUUCUAAAGGCCACAAGGCCUCCAAGUCUAGCGCAUCUUUUUCUGCUCGAGAUGCUGGUGUUAGCAAAAGACGCCAUGACUCCCGUCAGAAGAGGCCUACUACUGCAUCUAUGAGCAUGACUCAGGAUGAUACCAUCAUGGGAGGACAAAAUGGCAACAUCGUCACUCUCGUCGUCGGAAGCGAACAGAGGCUUUUUGCCGCUCAUGAAGAGGCUCUCUGUGCCAGUCCUUUCUUCUCCAACGCACUUCGAACGUCAUAUGUCGAUCCGAUGGCGAAGAGAAUCGCCUUGCCCGAUGAAGAGCCCGAAAUCUUCAGCUCUGUUCUCGAGUUUCUUUACAAGGGAGACUACUAUCCCCGUCUUGUCCACAACAAGAGACGCAACUCUUGGGAGCUUGAGUCUACCAAUGAUGAAAACCAGGCUGGAGUCGAGAGCACAGUGUUUCAUCGCAACGUCGACGGCGAUAUUCUCAAGGAUACCGUCAUCUACUGUGCUGCUGAGAAGUAUGGGCUCAGCGAACUGAAGAAACUUGCUCUACGUAAGCAAGGGCUUCAAUCUGGUAUCCAGUGCAGCACCAUCUUGGCAUCUGCUAGAUACGCAUAUGCAAACACCCCCGACACGGACUCUAAGCUCCGUGCUCAUUAUCUUGCUCUUAUCAUCCGCUCCAGGAACACCUUCAAGCGCAGCGGCACUAUGCAGCUUGAGAUGUUUAAUGGUGGAACCCCUCUUUUCUUUGACCUCUUCGUUGCACUCUGCAACCACGUUGAUGAUAUCUCCUCCGCUCAAAGCACCCCACGUUCAAACAGACACUUCUCUUAAACAUCUCCCCCAAAAGACCCAUCUUAAAACACCAAAAUCCCCUACUCUGAUCCUCCCACGUGGAGUCGAAUUUCACUUCGUUCAUCGCUGCACCAUGCACGUUCUGAGCGCCGCACGUGGCCGAUUAUCGAUCGGAAGAUCGACGAUCAAGAUCCGGACCUGUGCAGCGAUGCCCUUUUACUUUCCAUGUGCUUUUUUCUUUUGUUACAAUAUCCUGGGUUUUUGGAGUUUAUUUUUGGAUCACGGUUAAUUAUGGCUUUUCUUUGUUUCCUUUUGAGCAACCCAUGUACAAAUACUUGCCCGCAAAAACCUCUGUGAUCAAAGCGCCACUCUGGUCGGUCUUUGGUGUCUGUUGCACCAGGAAAGAUUUCGACAAGUCAUGUC
Messenger RNA from [Torrubiella] hemipterigena, 1600 nucleotides. The record is from the annotation of a GenBank genome assembly. Lineage: Eukaryota; Fungi; Ascomycota; Sordariomycetes; Hypocreales; Clavicipitaceae.